Messenger RNA from Drosophila mauritiana, 654 nucleotides. RefSeq names its product UPF0587 protein CG4646. Gene Ontology annotation, molecular function: zinc ion binding. The record is from RefSeq and is a predicted model, not a curated record. NCBI's taxonomy places the organism in Eukaryota, Metazoa, Arthropoda, Insecta, Diptera, Drosophilidae. The coding region runs from base 1 to 492 and encodes 163 amino acids. The transcript is spliced from 2 exons.
AUGGUUCGUGUGGGCCUGCAGAUUUCCGCCACGCUGGAGAACGUGGACAAGCUGGAGACGUGUCAUCCGGAGUACUCCUUCUUCUUGAAGCUCAAGUGCACCAACUGCGGCGAGCAGUCGGACAAAUGGCACGAUAUCACGGAAUCCGAACGUGUGCAACAGGAUUCCCGCAAUGCGGCCGGCUUUAAUUUCUUCAUGAAGUGCAAGAUGUGCAGCCGGGAGAACAGCAUCGACAUCGUCGAAAAAUCGAAUGCUCCCUACACGGCGGACGACUCUGGCGCAUUUAAGACCAUCGUGGUCUUCGAGUGCCGCGGCGCAGAGCCCGUCGAAUUCUCGCCCCGCAUCGGUUGGCGCGUCUCAUCCGCUGAAAAUGGCCAGCAGUUCGAGGAGGUGGACCUCUCCGAGGACGACUGGGUGGAGUACGACCAGAAGAACAACAACUCCGUGGGCAUUUACGAGUUCGCAUCGAAGUUCAUCAAGCUGAAGAAGUGAAUCCUUUGCUGCAUUUCACAGAGGAUUUCCUUGAAAUCGGGCCUACGCCUCAUCAAACUGAUAAAUGUAAACUCCACGGCACACGAAAACAAAUUAGUAAUUUAGCAAAUAUAAAGGCAUUUCGAAUUGUUUUGUUACCUAUAAAUCACCAUUCUUAAGUAA